Molecule: messenger RNA, 3745 nt
Organism: Musa acuminata AAA Group (dessert banana)
Lineage: Eukaryota; Viridiplantae; Streptophyta; Magnoliopsida; Zingiberales; Musaceae
Product: protein CHUP1, chloroplastic
Exons: 5
Coding region: 199-2025 (608 amino acids)
Biological process (GO): chloroplast organization
Cellular component (GO): chloroplast outer membrane
Source: RefSeq, a predicted model, not a curated record
AUCGCUACUUCUAAUGUCGUGCGACUUCGGCUCUUCUUUCUUGGGCGACGCCUUCUCGCCAUUGACGGAAGCCAAAGCAACGCAGACUUCUGCUUCGGAGGCUAGUGAGCUCAAAACGGAGGACAUGAUGCAAAAAGAGUCGCCUUGCCUUCUUUCCCUCUCGUUUUGAGGGGAGCGGAAGCAGGUGUCUCUGCGGAAAUGCCGUCUUGGAGCGCGGAGAUGGAUGUGGAGACGGAUAAGGCGACGGCGGAUGGCGAUCGGAGGAGUAGUCGGAGGAUGGCGUUGGUGGUGAGAGGGAAGAGGGACGUGAAGCCUGUGCUCGUCGAGAUCGCCAUCGCCUUUGCUCUCUCCUUCGCCGGCUUCAUCGCGUCCCAGCUCUGGCGCCGCCCCCGGCUUCCCAUUCGUCCGCGAUGCCCUCAAUCCUCGUCCCCAGGUGGUGCAGAGCCGGAAAGUAGUGGGAAAAACAGUGGCGGUUGCCUCCAAGAGGAACUCCGCAUCCUGAAGAGUGAAGAGGAUUUGGGGGAGAUAAUCGAUGGCAUCUCCAUGAUUGGGCUGUCUCCUACCAGUUAUAACUCGGUUGAUGAUGAGGGCUUCCUCUUGCAUGAAUUCAACGAUUUUGUAAUGCAAGAAUUUGAGGUGAAAAGUAAAGAACUGGAAACCGCCCGAAAUAUCACGGUGCCCGAGAAGCCUGAUACCACGGAAGAGAUCAUGAUGGAGCAAGAGAUCGCAAGUCUCAGGGAGUUGGUUUUGUCCCUAAGGGAGAAGGAAAGGAGUCUUGAGCUUCGGUUGCUGGAUUAUCAAGGUGUGAAAGAGCAAGAAGCUGCUGUGGGAGAGCUUGAGAAUAGAUUGAAGAUUAGUGCAAUGGAGGCUAAGUUGUACAUUUUAAAGAUAGACUCUCUGCAGGCUGACAAUCAGAGGCUAAAAUCUCAGCUGUCAGAUUAUUCAAGAGUAAUUAGUGAACUUGAUUGUUCAAGAGAGAAGAUUAAACAUUUGAAGAAGAAGAUGGAAUCGGAUAGGGAUGAGGCAAAAGACAUAAUAGCCUCUCUUCACCAGAGGAUCAAUUCAUUGCAGCAUAGGGAGCAAAAGGAUGUGAAAACUGAUGCAGAGAUUAAAAGGAAGUUGAAGAGGUUGGAGGAGUUGGAAGAUGAGUGCAUAGAGCUCAGAACGAUCAAUUCAAUGUUGGUAAAUGAGAAUUCAUGUUUGUCAAGGGAGUUGGAAACUGCAAAAAUGAUUGCGUCUUCAGUUCAUGAGGAUGCAAAGAUGGAAGGGUUAGAGGAAGCCAACCACUUGAGGAAGGUGAAUGACAAAUUGAUGGAGGACAUCGAACAACUUCAAACUGAUAGGUGUACUGAUGUUGAGGAGCUGGUGUAUCUUAGAUGGGUAAAUGCUUGCUUGAGAUACGAGCUGAGGAACUACCAGCCACCUCUGGGAAAAACAGUCGCAAGAGAUCUUAGCAAAUGCUUGAGUCCCAAAUCUGAAGAAAAGGCCAAACAACUCAUACUGGAGUAUGCCAAUUUGGGUGCUGAUGAGAAAAGUUUAAAUCUUUUUGAAGUUGAUUCAGAGUGUUCUUCUUCCUCACAAGCUUCUACCGGAGAACCUGAAGAUACACCAACCGAUGCCUCAUCAGCAAUAACACAUAGUAGUUCAAAUAAACUAAAGUUGCUAAGCAAGCUUAAGAAGCUAGUGUUAGGAAGCGGAAACCGGGGAAAGAGAGCUUCAGCAGCAGAUAGAACUCCAAGUUCUGUAAAUUCUGAUACAAGAGCAUCUGCCUCUAUCUGUUCUAUUGAUGAUGCAAUUGCUAGAGAUUCAUAUGAUAGCUCACCAUCACGCAUGAUAGAGGAUGUUGCUGCAGCAAAUCUGUUGGCAGGAACGGAAGCACAAGCAGUCGAAGGGCAACGUAAUAAAAAUGUUUUCUCUCAAAUCAUUUCCAGGCACUCUUUGGACAUCCAGAGGUUGCAGAGGCUUGAUCUGGAAGAAGCAAGAGAGGAAGAAGAGAUCUGUCGGGAUGCUACUGCCUUCAUAUAAGAAACUUAUGAUCUUUUUCUGUAGCACACAAAAAGCAGUUCUGAUUUCACACAGAUUGCCCCAAGAAGUUGUACAGAGAAUACAAUCAACGGAGGUGAUAUCCUUCCUUGCACAGUUAUUCAGGUGCUUUCCUUCACAUACUUGAUCUAUAUUCUAUAACAACAUGUUGUGAUCUAGAAACAUACCAGAAUCUGUGCUUGCUUCAUUUCUGGAAUGAUACUUUUGCCAAGUCCCAAGUAAUUUAGGGUUCCCUAAGUGUCCUUUCAAUUUACUGUAAAGACACUUAUAUAUGUGGACCUUGCUUGUGGACUUCAAGAUUCUCACAUUAAAGAUAAUGCUUCAAACUUUCAAGAAGGCUCAUUCAUUUACCGUCUUAAAGUUAGAAACAAUUGUGAUAUUAGGUCACUGUAAUGUCACCUUUUCUUUCGGAAACAUCAGUAUUUUUUGGUUGUUAGCAAGUUUUUUAUUUUGAUUUAUUUGAUUUUAUGACAUUAGAGGCACUUGUAAAUUAGGUAGCUGCCAUAUGCUGCUACCUAAUAUUUCACAUUGAGAUUUGCUUGGUGAUAUUUAUAGUUAGUGUUAAAUGCAGAUAUAUUUGCACAAGUAAUUACCUUUACAUAAGUUGCAGGACUCAACACCUUUAUACCUUUUUACAGAUUCAAUAAUCAAGUUUUUCCUGUAAAAAUCAAAUUAAAUAUGAUAUAUAGCUUGACCUUAAUCACAUCAUAAUAAAUUAUGGCUAGUUAAGAGUAUUCAUUGGAAUUAUAUUAUGCAAAAUAAAUCAUGGAAAGUUAAGUAGAAAAUGUUCUUUCAUAGUCAUGUUGGUCUUCUGUGACCAGUAUCCCACCACUCUAAAUCUGCUGAGUCUGAUAAGAGUUCCCAUGAAUCAGUAAGCAAAUUCCAAAUCAUCUGAGGUUCGAGACGGCGACACUGGUUUAACGAAGAUCGUUUAGAGGUAAAAGGCAUCAACUUUUUCAUGUCAGUUCAUCAUAUAUUUGACUUAUUGACCUUAACAUCAAACAGUAAUGGCUGUCUUAUACUUUUUGAUUUUAUACUUUCAGCCUUCAGGCAUGUCAGCAGAAGGAAUUGAUUAAACCAAUGCCGCCAUCUUGAACCUCAGAUGAUUGGAAUUUGCUUACUGAUUCAUGGGAACUCUUAUCAGACUCAGCAGAUUUCGAGUGUAAACAGUAAUGACUGUUCUACUUUCUGAUUUUAUACUUUCAGGCAUGUCAGCAGAAGGAAUUGAUUAGCUCAAGUCUGAACAACAUCCUGCCAUUAGAAUAUAAAGUUGACACUGGAUUAGAUGUUCAUGGACUCAAAUCAACAAAGUUGUUUCUUAUGAAGCCUUGAUUUGAUCGUUGAUGAACUUACAGAGGAUACAUAUCAGAACGCAGCAGAUCGCUCCACAGCUCAUAAAUUCUUCCCCAUGGCCACUUGAAAAGAUACCGGAUUCUGCUCUCCAUGGAUAAAUCCUGAAAACAGAUGGAAGGAGAUCAUGGCCCCCUUGUCUGCCUGCAAAACAAUUAUUAGGUCAUCAUCUAUGCCACACAGGAUCCACUUAAUUGAUAAUGAUAGAACAAGUUGAUGGGGGCAGGUAUUGAAUUCAUAUUUGUAAUGCAGAAUUAUUGUCAUCCAACUAAUUUACAUAUUCUGGAACAUGUAUCGGAUUGUGUUCGAGGAGAAUGGCCUCAACAGUGAGUUAAUUGCUUCAUUUUGACCU